Messenger RNA from Mesitornis unicolor (brown roatelo), 362 nucleotides. RefSeq names its product [Pyruvate dehydrogenase (acetyl-transferring)] kinase isozyme 2, mitochondrial-like. Lineage: Eukaryota; Metazoa; Chordata; Aves; Mesitornithiformes; Mesitornithidae. Gene Ontology annotation, molecular function: pyruvate dehydrogenase (acetyl-transferring) kinase activity. The transcript has 4 exons. Gene Ontology annotation, cellular component: mitochondrion. The record is from RefSeq and is a predicted model, not a curated record. The annotation marks the transcript as partial. Gene Ontology annotation, biological process: regulation of glucose metabolic process; protein phosphorylation.
AUGCCUACAACAUGGCCAAGCUCCUGUGUGACAAAUACUACAUGGCAUCGCCCGACCUGGAGAUCGAGGAGGUGAACGCAAGCAACUCCCAGCAGCCCAUCAGCAUCGUCUACGUCCCCUCCCAUCUCUACCACAUGCUCUUCGAGCUCUUCAAGAACGCCAUGCGAGCCACAGUGGAGAGCCACGAGAACAGCCCACGGCUGCCGGCCAUCAAGGUGAUGGUGGCCCUGGGCCAGGAGGACCUCUCCAUCAAGAUGAGUGACCGGGGCAUGGGGGUCCCCCUGCGGAAGAUCGAGCGUCUCUUCAGCUACAUGUACUCCACUGCGCCCACCCCACAGCUGGGCACCGGGGGGGCCCCCCUG